CCCCGACCAUAAAGUUUCGAGGGGUCUUAAAGACCCCUCCUUCGACACGUUGGCCAUUCUCGUUUAUUUUCUCAAGCCGACCGCCAGGUAGUACUUGAAUCGUUGCGAUUACCCGACGUAAAUUCUAAGAGUUGUGUUACCGAAGAAGCCUUUGUGAGCAGAGUGGACCUGUCGCACCAUGAGCGAGGUACAGCCAGUUCCGAUCCCGGGGCCCAAGGGCGUUCCUCUCCUGGGGAACAUCUACGAUGUCGAGCAGGAACAGCCCACGCGGAGCUUUGAGCAGCUUGUCGACCAAUAUGGUCCAAUCUUCCGUCUCAAUAUCUAUGGCCAGUCAAGGGUGUUUGUCAGUAGUCAAGAGCUGGCCAAUGAAGUCUGCAAUGAGGAGCGGUUUGCUAAGAACGUGGACGGCGGCUUGGAUCAGGUUCGGCAUCUCACCCACGAUGGCUUGUUCACGGCCAAAUACCCCGGCGAAGAGAAUUGGGCGCUUGCACAUCGCAUCCUAGUUCCUGCUUUUGGGCCUCUGUCGAUUAGAGCCAUGUUUGAUGAAAUGCACGACAUUGCCACUCAGCUUGUCAUGAAAUGGGCCCGACAGGGACCCGAGACACCCAUCAAUGUCACGGAAGAUUUUACUCGCCUCACACUCGAUUCAAUUGCUCUUUGUGCGAUGGGCUCCAGGUUUAACUCUUUCUACCAUGAUACAAUGCAUCCCUUCGUGGCAGCAAUGCUCGGCACGUUGCAGGUGGCCAGCCAUCGGUCACAGCGACCGGCUUUGCUGAACCAGCUCCCCACAAGCGAGAACAAUUCGUUCUGGAACGAUAUUGCCUACCUGAGGAAUCUAGCAAGAGAAAUGGCCGACGAAAGGAGGAAGAACCCAUCGGACAAGAAAGACUUGCUCAAUGCUCUCGUCCUAGGCCGGGACCCCCAGUCCGGAAAAGGCCUCAGUGAGGACUCCAUCAUCGACAACAUGAUCACCUUUUUGAUUGCCGGUCAUGAAACAACUUCCGGAAUGCUAUCUUUUGUCUUCUAUUACUUGCUCAAAAACGCACACGCAUACAAAAAAGCACAGGAAGAAGUGGACCGGGUGAUUGGGCGACGGAAGAUCACCGUCGAUGACCUCUCCAAGUUACCGUAUAUCAAUGCGGUCAUGCGAGAGUCGUUGCGCCUCAGACCGACAGCUGGUAUCCUUAGACUCCACGCACAUCCAAUCAAGAAUACCGAAGACCCCGUAACCUUGGGGAAUGGAAAAUAUGUCUUGAAUAAGGGCGAACCCAUCACUAUUCUUCUCAGUAAAUUGCAUCGCGAUCCCAAAGUCUAUGGUUCAGACGCCGAAGAGUUCAAACCGGAGCGCAUGCUUGACGAAAACUUCAACAAGCUCCCCCCAAAUUCGUGGAAGCCGUUUGGCAAUGGGAUGCGAGGAUGCAUUGGACGUCCAUUUGCCUGGCAAGAAGGAUUACUGGCAAUCGCAAUGCUGUUGCAGAACUUCAACUUCCAGCUGGAUGACCCAAGCUAUGACCUGCGGAUCAAACAGACGCUUACCAUCAAGCCGAAGGAUUUCAAGAUGAGGGCAACUCUACGCCAUGGGUUGGAUCCGAUAACAUUGGAGGCAGCUCUGAACAGUGGCUCUGUGCCUCGCGAGACUACACUGCCUAGCAGAGACCGCAAGAAAGGCGCAACCGUUCCGGCCGGAGCUUUGAAGCCGAUGCACAUUUUCUUUGGCAGCAAUACUGGAACCUGCGAGGCGUUUGCUCGAAGGAUGGCGGAUGAUGCUGCGGCAUGGGGGUUUGCCGCAGAGGUCAAGUCGCUGGAUUCCGCCACCGAGAAUGUCCCGAAAGGGGAUCCUGUGGUGUUCAUUGCGGCCUCAUACGAAGGCCAACCUGCUGACAAUGCAGCCCACUUUUUCGAGUGGCUUAGUGCCGUCAAGGGAAAUGAGUUCGAGGGGGUUAAUUAUGCCGCAUUCGGUUGCGGUCAUCACGACUGGAACGCCACCUUCUACCGGGUCCCCAAAGCUAUCAAUGAACUGGUGAACGAGCAUGGCGGCAAUCGCUUGUGUGACAUUGGAUUGGUCGAUACCGCCCAAUCAGACAUGUUCACUGAUUUCGAUAACUGGAGCGAGUCAUCGCUGUGGCCUGCUAUAUCUGCCAAGUUCUCAGUCCAGGCCAACAAAAAGGCCAGCUCUGGCUUGCAGGUCGAGGUGAGCUCCGAAAGACGAGUAUCAAACUUGGGUCUUCAGUUGCAGGAGGGAUAUGUUAUCGAGAAUCAGCUCCUGACGGCACCUGAUGUCCCCGCAAAACGGCUGGUGAGAUUCAAGCUUCCCACCGACACGACCUACCAGUGCGGCGAUUACCUUGCCGUGCUGCCCGUGAACCCCACGACUGUUGUGCGUCGAGCAAUGCGUCGGUUUAAUCUGCCCUGGGAUGCUGUUUUGACUGCCCGAAAGCCUUCUCAGGCUCAAACGCGGUCGACCAUCCCACUCGACCAUCCGAUUUCCGCAUUUGGUCUCCUGUCAUCCUACGUCGAACUCUCCCAGCCCGCAUCCAAGCGCGACCUGCUCGCCCUGGCGGACGCAGCCGUCAUUGACGAAGAAGUCCAAGCUGAGCUGCGCUACACAGCCAACAGUCCUAGCCGCUUCGCUGCCGAGAUCGUCGCGAAACGCCUCAGCGUACUCGACGUCCUGGACCGGUAUUCCUCCAUCAACCUCUCCCUGGGCGACUUUCUAGCCAUGCUUCCUCCCAUGCGAGUCCGCCAAUACUCCAUCUCCUCCUCCCCAUUGACUGAUCCCACCGAAUGCUCGAUUACUGUCUCGGUGCUUAGCGGCCCCUCCCUCUCCGGAACAGACGACGCCUACAUGGGCGUAGCAUCCACCUAUCUCUCCGUUCUCCAGCCCGGCGACCGCACCCACAUCGCCGUCCGCCCAUCCCACUCCGGCUUCAAGCCCCCAACCGACCUCAACACACCCAUGAUCAUGGCUAGCGCGGGUAGCGGUCUUGGUCCAUUCCGCGGAUUCAUCAUGGACCGCGCGGAAAAGAUCCUCGGCCGAAGCGAGUCCAUUGUCGAAAAGCCCGCAAAAGCGAUCCUCUACGCGGGUUGUCGCACCAAAGGCAAGGAUGACAUCCACGCCGCUGAGCUGGAGGAAUGGUCCCGUCAGGGUAUCGUAGAUGUCCGGUGGGCGUAUAGUCGCCCAUCUGAUGGAUCUGCCGCCCAGCAUAUCCAGGACCGCAUCGCAAGUGAUCGUGACGAGCUGGUCGAACUCUUCGAACAAGGCGCGAGAAUCUACGUCUGUGGCAGCACGGAAGUGGGAAACGCGGUAGGUGGUGCGUUCAAGAACAUCUUCCUAGAUGUACGGAAGAAGCGUCGGGAGGAGGCCCUGGCACAGGGCAGGGAAGAUGUUCCGCCGGAAGGGAGUGAUGCCGAAGUGGAGAAGUUCUUUGAUGGACUCAAGGCGAAUAUGCGGUAUGCUACGGAUGUGUUUACUUAGUGUGCUUUCCAUAUCUAUUGAUCCGUCUUGUUCGGCCUAGUUAUACCUGAUAUAGUCAGCGAAAUGAUAUGCCUCAUCCAGUAAUGUGUACACCAGAG
Aspergillus ibericus CBS 121593 is the source of this 3573-nucleotide messenger RNA. Its product is annotated as bifunctional cytochrome P450/NADPH--P450 reductase. Gene Ontology annotation, molecular function: FMN binding; flavin adenine dinucleotide binding; heme binding. Gene Ontology annotation, cellular component: cytosol. NCBI's taxonomy places the organism in Eukaryota, Fungi, Ascomycota, Eurotiomycetes, Eurotiales, Aspergillaceae. The transcript is spliced from 5 exons. The coding region runs from base 179 to 3475 and encodes 1098 amino acids. The record is from RefSeq and is a predicted model, not a curated record.